This is a messenger RNA of Aspergillus affinis, 579 nucleotides long. RefSeq lists its product as uncharacterized. Gene Ontology annotation, cellular component: cytosol. Lineage: Eukaryota; Fungi; Ascomycota; Eurotiomycetes; Eurotiales; Aspergillaceae. Gene Ontology annotation, molecular function: deaminase activity. The coding region runs from base 1 to 579 and encodes 192 amino acids. The transcript has a single exon. The record is from RefSeq and is a predicted model, not a curated record.
AUGGACAUGAUCAUCCUAACAAUCACUAUCAUGGAUCAUUCCGCAUUAGGUAUUGACACGCAUUUCACCUUUUCCACUGAUAUGAUUACACAAGCGCGCAUGUGGCUCCAGAGCGCCCGUUUGGCACUCUAUCGUCUCCUCUUACAGAGAUGGGAGAUUACCGCAAACAGCCUUAUGUCAGUAGACCAGGCUUUUUUUCUGGUGACACGGAAAGGGGGUCUUGCACUUCCAAGACCCGACCUGGGAGUGAUUACCAAUGGGGCAAAGGCAGAUAUCUUGGUUUGGGACGGAGGUUCGCCUGGGAUGCUCGGAUGGAACGAUCCGGUUGCUGCUAUUGUCUUCCACUCUAAUGUUGGGGAUAUCAAGCAUGUGAUGGUUGGUGGAAAAUUCACGAAAAGAGAUCGACGUCUCACCUCAACUGAUUACCCUACGCGCCGUGACAAAUUUCUCGGUACCGCAGCCAAAAUCAAGUUUAUCUGGAAAAAAGACCAUUUCCUGUUCUUGAGGGCGUCUUCCCGGAAUCGGGCUUGCAGUAUUCCGGGCUUGCAGUAUGGGCAAGUCCCCCGGGCAAAAGUUUAG